AUGGCAUCAGAGGUGUUCUGUAAAAUGGGAGAUGGGGAGGAGAACAUGAUGAAAAAGGAAACUCUCAUUUUGGAUCAAACGUCGAAGCCCUUUCUCAACCCCAAGUCUAUGAACAGGAUGGUUGCCACCAAAGGACUCCCUCUUUCCUCAAGGGGCAGCUUGCUUAGCUUCAUGGAGGAAGAUGCCAUCGACCUUCCCAAUCUACCGAAGGCGAUGCCAGGGGAGGAAUCUGAAUGCAGCUCCGACGACACCAGCAUCUCCCCCAUCUCGUCAAUCUUGCUGAAUCCCAUCAAACUGGCCGUGACCCAGCCCAACAGCAGCUUCUUUGCAGGGUUGCUGGAAGGCGAGCUGAACAAGCUCAGCAUCACCUCGGUGGCCAAGAAUACGAACAAGGAGGACCUGGCCCUCUGCCCCCAUCGACCUCCAUCCCAAAUAGCCCCCGCGGGCCUGUUGGACCUGGACAACCCUGAGCUGGACACAGACACCUCCUCAACCUCCUCCAAGUCCUCCGUGGUCACGGACGUGCCAGAGGCUCCCUUCAUCUGUGAACACACAGUCAGCGAUUACACGGCCGUGAUCUCCUGGACCUACGCCCUGAGCAGGCAGCCGGUCAGUUUCUACCAGGUCCUGCUGCAGGAGAUGGCCAAGAAAAACGACAAGGCCCCCAAGACCAAGAAUUGCCCGUGGAUCUUCCACAAGAUCUUGGGGACCACCGUCAAGCUGAUGGAGCUGAAGCCCAACACAAGCUACUGCCUCAUCGUCCGGGCCAUCAACACCGCGGGGGCGGGGAAGUGGUGCAAGCCCUACAAAUUUGCGACCUUGGCCAAUGACCUGACCAGCUUCCCCGAGAACAACCCCAUCCAGAUCACCGUGCGGCGCAAGGAAUCGCAGAGGAAAACGGUGACCAUGAGGCAGGCCGAGAUGCGGAGGAUGGAAGAUCUGGAGAAUGUAUUUCCCUACUGA
This is a messenger RNA of Pipistrellus nathusii (Nathusius's pipistrelle), 963 nucleotides long. The record is from the annotation of a GenBank genome assembly. Lineage: Eukaryota; Metazoa; Chordata; Mammalia; Chiroptera; Vespertilionidae.